AUGGUCGUACUUAUUGUGUGCAACACGUCUUCUAUUUCUCUUACUUUAGGGCUCUCUCCCUCUGGAGCAUGGCGGCUGCACGAGUCCUGAGGAUUUUGGGUUCAGUCAUAUCAAACCGUUAAAACACACGAAAGUUCCGGAGAUCCGAUUGUAUAAAAACAUAGACUUGGCAAUUUGCAUAUCGACGGAAGGCAGACAGAUCCGAUCUAUCAGAUUUUCAUGGGCGCUCUCUCCCUCUGGAGCAUGGCGGCUGCACGAAUCCAGAGGAUUGCCAUAUUUAUGCGGUCAGUCAUAUCAAACCGUUAUAAACAUGAAAGUUCGAGAGAUCUGAUUGAUGGAUUCAAUCCAUGAUUACAUCGGUGGUGAGGUUUUUUUUUCACUUGUAUAUUUUUUUGCAGUAUAAAAACAUAGACUUGGCAAUUUGCAUACCGACGGAAGGCAGACAGAUCCAAUCUAUGAGAUUUUCAUGUUUGAGUUGGUCGAAAAGUUCAAGGAAUUUUUGCCUAUUAUUCUCGUUGGAUAUGGAGCCCUAGCUUCAACUGCCGGAAUCAUCUUCGCUGCUAGUCCCUAUGUUCUUCUGGCUUAUUCCAAAAGCAUCGGCAGCCCCAUUCCUAAAGACACGUAUUCCAAAGAAAGCAUCAGCAGCCCCAUUCCUGAAGACAUGUAUUCCAAAGAAAGCAUCAGCAGCCCCAUUCCUAAAGACAUGGAUUCCGAAAGCAUCGGCAGCCGCAUUCCUAAAGACAUUAAGAAGGCCGAAACUAGAGGAUCCAAAAAGGGUGUUCAGAAAGUGUGCUCCCGUUGUGGCCAUUCUGGCCACAACAAGUCCACUUGCAAACAGGCUUUAACUUUGAGACCGUCGAAUACAAAAAUAUCAGCUUCACAGUGUGGGAUGUUCGACAAGAUUCGUCCAUCGUGGAGGCACUAUUUCCUGAAAACACAGGGUCUCAUUUUUGUGGUGGAUAGCAAUGACAGAGACCGAGUUGUUGAGGCAAGGGAUGCAUUGCAUCGCAUGUUGAAUGAGGAUGAGCUACGAGAUGCUGUGUUGCUUGUAUUCGCUAACAAACAACAUCUUCCUAAUGCAAUGAACACUGCUGAAAUUACUGACAAACUCGGCCUCCACUCCCUCCGACAGCGUCGCUGGCACAUCCAGAGCACCUAUGCAACCUCCGGGGAAAGGUGGAUCGAGGGUUUGGAUUGGCUCUCCAACAACAUUGCUAACAAGGCAAGUAAUCCGAUAUCCUCCUUUUACUUUGUCAAAGAACUGCCGACUGAGGGAUGAAAAUCAACUUCAUCUAAUUUUGUUGCUUAUUCCCUCUUUUUUUUUGUUGCUGCUGCUGCUGCAGGCAUGAGGUACUGCAGAAUGUUCUUGCCGGUUGGAUCCUGGAUGCAGGGUGGUCUUAU
Molecule: messenger RNA, 1401 nt
Organism: Rhododendron vialii
Lineage: Eukaryota; Viridiplantae; Streptophyta; Magnoliopsida; Ericales; Ericaceae
Exons: 10
Coding region: 467-1279 (270 amino acids)
Biological process (GO): intracellular protein transport; vesicle-mediated transport
Cellular component (GO): cytoplasm
Molecular function (GO): GTPase activity; GTP binding
Source: RefSeq, a predicted model, not a curated record